Molecule: messenger RNA, 1619 nt
Organism: Calidris pugnax (ruff)
Lineage: Eukaryota; Metazoa; Chordata; Aves; Charadriiformes; Scolopacidae
Gene: ATP6V1B1
Product: ATPase, H+ transporting, lysosomal 56/58kDa, V1 subunit B1
Exons: 13
Coding region: 81-1418 (445 amino acids)
Biological process (GO): ATP metabolic process; proton transmembrane transport
Cellular component (GO): proton-transporting V-type ATPase, V1 domain
Molecular function (GO): proton-transporting ATPase activity, rotational mechanism; ATP binding
Source: RefSeq, a predicted model, not a curated record
AGACCGUGUGUGGUGUCAACGGGCCACUGGUGGUGCUGGACAAUGUGAAGUUUGCCCAGUACGCCGAGAUCGUGAACUUCAUGCUGCCCAAUGGCACCAGCCGCAGCGGGCAGGUCUUGGAGGUGAUGGGCUCCAAAGCCAUCGUCCAGGUGUUUGAAGGAACAUCUGGGAUUGACGCCAAGAAGACCUCCUGCGAGUUUACUGGGGACAUCCUCCGGACCCCGGUUUCUGAGGACAUGCUGGGUCGGGUCUUCAAUGGCUCUGCCAAACCCAUCGACAGCGGUCCCCCAGUGAUGGCCGAGGACUUCUUGGACAUUAACGGCCAGCCCAUCAACCCCCAUGGCCGCAUCUAUCCCGAGGAGAUGAUCCAGACUGGGAUCUCGCCCAUUGACGUGAUGAACAGCAUCGCCCGGGGCCAGAAGAUCCCCAUCUUCUCCGCUGCUGGCCUCCCCCACAACGAGAUAGCUGCACAGAUCUGCCGACAGGCUGGCCUGGUGAAGAAGUCCAAGGAUGUGAUGGACUAUCAUGAGGACAACUUCGCCAUUGUCUUUGCUGCCAUGGGGGUGAACAUGGAGACAGCUCGCUUCUUCAAGUCAGACUUUGAAGAGAACGGCUCCAUGGAGAAUGUGUGCCUCUUCCUCAACCUGGCCAACGACCCCACGAUCGAGCGGAUCAUAACCCCCCGCCUGGCCCUGACCACCGCCGAGUUCCUGGGCUACCAGUGCGAGAAGCAUGUGCUGGUGAUCCUGACGGACAUGAGCUCCUACGCCGAGGCCCUGCGGGAGGUGUCAGCAGCCAGGGAGGAGGUGCCCGGCCGCCGCGGCUUCCCCGGCUACAUGUACACCGAUCUGGCCACUAUCUACGAGCGAGCUGGGCGUGUGGAGGGCAGGAAUGGCUCCAUCACGCAGAUCCCUAUUCUGACCAUGCCCAACGAUGACAUCACCCACCCCAUCCCUGAUCUGACGGGCUUCAUCACCGAGGGGCAGAUCUACGUUGACCGGCAGCUCCACAACAGGCAGAUCUACCCCCCCAUCAAUGUGCUGCCCUCCCUCUCCCGUCUGAUGAAGUCGGCCAUCGGGGAGGGCAUGACCAGGAAGGACCACGGAGAUGUCUCCAACCAGCUGUAUGCCUGCUACGCCAUCGGGAAAGAUGUGCAGGCCAUGAAGGCGGUGGUGGGGGAAGAGGCCCUCUCACCUGAUGACCUGCUCUACCUGGAGUUCCUGCAGAAGUUUGAGAAGCAGUUCAUCACACAGGGUCCCUAUGAGAACCGGAGCAUCUUCGAGUCCCUGGACAUCGGCUGGCAGCUGCUGCGCAUCUUCCCCAAGCAGCUGCUGAAGCGCAUCCCCGAGAACAUCCUGGCCGAGUACUACCCACGCGAGGCCAAUGUGGGCCAGGGGAUGGCCAGCACGGCCCUCUAACACCCCUGGGCUCUGGGCUGCGAUGGUCAGCUUCGAGGAGCAGCCUCGCCUUCCUCAAAACCUCUAUGGACCAUCCAAAGGUCCCUCCAGUGGGGCUGGCCAGCGUUAGCUGUUAGGAGGGUACAGAGGGCUGUGGGUCCAUGGCGCCAGCGUCGCAAAGUGGUGAGAAACCUCUUCUCCUUGCUGAAUAAAACCAGCGUG